AUGGUCAUGUACGGACCAACAGCCUAUCUGACCAAAGUCUCGCUCCUAUGGAUCAUGACCCGAGUGUUCAGCCCAUUCCGCAAAGCCGUGACCUUCAUCUACAUCUUCCUCGGCGUCAUGCUGGCCUACUACAUCCCCGCCGUUAUCGUCAAGAUCCGCAUCUGCGACCCCAUCUCCAAAUUCUGGGACCCAGAUCGCCCGGGCACAUGUCUCAAUCAGCGUUCCAUCAUCAUGGCCGACGCUGUCGUCAGCGUAGUCAGCGACCUUAUCAUCCUCCUUGUCCCGUUGCCGUUAACCCUGGGUCUACAACUCCCAACGAAGAAGAAGAUGCGAGUCAUGGGUAUUCUGGGCGCAGGAGGUCUCGCUGUUGCAUCGAGUAUCAUCCGACUGAUAUUGAUCGCAUACACGGGCCAAUCGGAGGAUGGCACCAUGGCGUUUAUGCGGAUUAACAUGUUCGGAAACGCCGAAAUCGCCAUCGGCGUCAUCUGCGCCUGUCUCCCCGCCCUCUCUGCGAUCCUCUCCCGCGUCUAUCACGAAUACUCCAGCAGCAACAAAGCCACCGGCGGAACCUCCGGCCACGAGUUAAGCAAGAUGAAGAACCAAAGCCGCAGCAUGAAAACCGACAAAAGCCGAAGCCGCAUGAGUUAUCUCGAGAUGACCUCAGACCAGGACGUUCUGAUGCAUAAUGCUCAAAGCGAGCCAAAGGUCGAAACGACCGUUCACGGAGAUCGAAAUUACUAUGGAGAGAACCCUGGUGGAUCGCUCGCCAUCUUCAAGACGGUUGAUGUUGAGACUUCGGUGUCGAGGAGGGCGUGA
Messenger RNA from Aspergillus oryzae RIB40, 816 nucleotides. RefSeq names its product putative integral membrane protein. Lineage: Eukaryota; Fungi; Ascomycota; Eurotiomycetes; Eurotiales; Aspergillaceae. The coding region runs from base 1 to 816 and encodes 271 amino acids. The transcript is spliced from 2 exons. The record is from RefSeq and is a predicted model, not a curated record.